AUGCGCGGCGCCCGGGCGCGCGCGAGAACGAGAACGAGGCGGAGGCGGCGGCGGAAGCGGGAGCCCGCGCGGCCCUUCAGCGCCCUGCGCAGCUGGCCGAUGCUGCUGCUGCCGUCUAGCCCGCCACUCUUCCAACUACCGCCGCCGACCGCCGGCGCUCCGGCUCCUCCUUCCCCUUGUCCUCCUUCUUCUCCUCCUCUUCCUCCUCUUCCGUCCAGGCCGGUCCGGAGGCCUUCGCCCCACUCCUCCCCACGUCGCCUCAGCAGCGCCGCCGCGCGCCGGAACCCAGGGCUUCCCCGCGUCAGAACCUGCCAGCCUCCCCCUCGGCGCGCGUGCGCGGGCGUGCCCGAGCUCGAGCCAGCCCGGCCCCCUACCCUGCGCUGGAGCGCGAACCAGCCCCGCCCCGCUCCUAGUCUCUCCCCCACCCGGGCCUGGGCCCGAGCGCGAACUGGAGCGGGAACAGUCCCUCCUCCACCCCCAUCCCUUCUCCCCCACUCCUCCCCUCCGCACAAGCAAGCCGACCCCUCGCACUCCCCGCUCCCCAGCGCGGGCGCGAGCUCGAGCCGCACCCUAUCCCAGGCACGACUCCACUGCCAGCCGGCCACCCCCCUCCCCAGCGAUGCCCUUGAACCUUGUCUGGCCCACUCCUUCCUCCUUGGGAACACCACUGAGAAACCUCAUCCUAUAAAGUGGACGUUUGCAGGCUCCAGGAGCUGCGCCACGCACCGGCCCUGUCUAGGGCCCGGGUCUUGGUCCUGGGGGGAGAAAAGGGGGCGGCUCCCCAUGUACAUGCACGCCAUCCCUUGCAAAGGCUAA
This is a messenger RNA of Antechinus flavipes (yellow-footed antechinus), 816 nucleotides long. RefSeq lists its product as uncharacterized. The record is from RefSeq and is a predicted model, not a curated record. NCBI's taxonomy places the organism in Eukaryota, Metazoa, Chordata, Mammalia, Dasyuromorphia, Dasyuridae. The coding region runs from base 1 to 816 and encodes 271 amino acids. The transcript has a single exon.